UGUCCGUUGGGUGUUACCGCAGAAAAUUCCAGAUUCACAGUUUUUCAGAAGGUUUUUCUCAUUGUUUUGUACAGUACAACCCUACUGUGCGCUAAACUCUGAUAUUCUGAUUGCUAGAUUAAUAAUCCACAACACAAAACGCAUACAUCGAGUCAAGUGUAGAAAGGGUUUGUAGUGUUAGUAAAUAGUAACCUACACACAUAGUGCAUCUAAUAGGUAUAUUUAUCCGAUUCCAUUUACCAAAUACACUGUUGGCAGUUUACAUGGCAAAUCUGGUGUUUCAACUAUGAGAAUAAGGAUUGGCAGCUAAUGAGAGAAUAUAACAUUGGGCAAAGAAAUACGACUUCCUCUCCAUUGACCAUGUACGUCACUUUUCCUCUGACGUCCUUUCCUCAUCCCUCCCUUCGUUAGAGAGUAUCUGCACUGCUUAUUUGAAAACGUAUUUUUGCUCCUGCACUCUGGAACAGUUUGAAGCUUCUUCUGUUCUGCCUGGUUGUGGCUGUGAGUGAAUAUGGCAAGCGAACGUCAAGAUGUGGACAAAGAGUUUGACGAGUGGAAAGAAAAACAUGGGAAGAAGUACAAAUCCAAGGAGGAGGAAGCCAAGCGCAAGAAGAUCUGGCUCGAGUGUAGGACCAGGGUCAUAGAACACAACAAGAAAUAUGACAGUGGAGAGUCAACCUUCGAAUGUGGCAUGAACCACAUGUCUGACUUGGAACAACAUGAGGUCUGCUGUGGUGUCAGGAGGAGCUGUCAGGAAGAGAAGAAUGAUAGUUAGAUCUCAAAGUUUCAGUCUUCCUGCUUUCUGACAUAGAAACAACACGAGGUCUGUGGCUGCUUGAUGAAUACGUAGGUCCAAAUGCUUGUUUUACAACAAGACGACAUUGUAAUAUGAAGGAAAUAUACAUAAAAUAAGAAAUAGACUACAAAACCUUUGAAGUUUACACAUUUAAUUUACAGUAAAUAAAGUUAAAGGCAGCUUUA
Molecule: messenger RNA, 981 nt
Organism: Oncorhynchus kisutch (coho salmon)
Lineage: Eukaryota; Metazoa; Chordata; Actinopteri; Salmoniformes; Salmonidae
Product: crustapain-like
Exons: 4
Coding region: 512-775 (87 amino acids)
Source: RefSeq, a predicted model, not a curated record